Periconia digitata is the source of this 3064-nucleotide messenger RNA. The record is from the annotation of a GenBank genome assembly. Lineage: Eukaryota; Fungi; Ascomycota; Dothideomycetes; Pleosporales; Periconiaceae.
UCUCUUUUCUUGAACUAGCAUUCGAUUCAUCUUCCCUUUUUCCCCCAGUGCGCCGCCCCUUUGUUUCUUUUUCUUCUUGGCCGACCUAACGGUCACUACUACUCUUUUCACUCGGUCGUUGGGAAAGGUUCGUUGCGUACUUACUUUACAUGUACCUACAUAUGGAUUGGAUUCGAAGAGAUAGUCCUGGUUCGCCAUCGCCAUCGCCAUCGCCGCCGUUAUUGUUACCGUUUUCCUUCCCGCUUUGCUCUUGCCCUUGUUUACCGCGAGGAUGACGACGACCACGGUGCGGGGACAGAAUAGGAAGAGUGUCGAUAUGAUCAUGGUAGAUGAUCCUUGGGCAGAGCGCUUGCUUUUCGAUGAUGCCAUUGCUGCUGUGCAAAGCGCCAUUUCGGAAGAACACAGUAAGACGUUGCGACGGCAUGCACGCGCGUCCUGCCUCCUAGACAGCCUGAAAGAGCAUCACAACCAUCAGAAUCAAGGCGGUGAAGAGCUAGACAAAUGCUUGCAUCAGUUGGUGCUUUUUGUGGAGAGAUUCGUGCCUUACCUUGACCUGGUCGAUGCAUGUAUCGAGACCUCGUUGGAUUUGGCUGGUUGGCUGUGGGGAAUCAUCGGGUUGGUUUUCGAGAUUGGGAGAGAGUAUGCUUUCAUUCUGGUCAAAGCCAUGGAUACGUUGGCGGGCAUCAGCACGGUGUUGCCGGACUACCAGCAUCUGCACGACCAACACAAGCACAAGCUGCACAUUAUAAACGACGAGCGAUGGCGAAUCCUGCUGUCGUAUGUGUAUGCAGAUAUGAUGCAGCAUUGCGUAGACUUGUAUCACAUAUUUUGCAGAGCGUCGUCUGGGGUCGCAUUACGCCAUGUUCGCCUCUGCCCGUCGCCUACCAUAUUACUAUGGCGACCGCUCGACUCCAGACUUGCAAGAUUGGAGAUCAGAAUUGCGAACUACAAGAGAUGGAUAGAGGCCGAGUUUGCGUGUCAGCCAGAAGACGAUGCGACGAAGGAGCUACAUCGCCGAAAGUACACUGAGUUUCUGACCCAGCAGGCUGCGACCGAUAACCACAGCAGCACACUUGAAGAUUCGAGAAUGGCGAAGCGAAUGAGAAGGAUCGACAAGAUCAAAGCCUGGCUUUCAAAUGACUGCGCUUACCAAGACGUAUACGAACAUCGGAUGCGACAGCGUCACCCUCAAACGUGCUCGUGGUUUUUAGAAAUGGAAGAAUAUUGCGCCUGGAAGAAUUUCUCAUUUUAUCAAGGGCUGACCAGCAACUUUGAUGAUUUGGAAGAGACCUGGCAUGACCGCGUGCUGUUUGUCCAAGCAAAACCUGGAUUCGGCAAGAGCUUUAUAUCUGGCGCUGUCAUAGACGACCUUGUAGAAGAAGCACAGAAUCUCAACAUCGAUGAUGAGAACGAAACCCCUUCUACGGUUUUCUUCCAUUUCAAUGCUGCUCAUUCGUACUGCAUUCAUCCGAUCGACGCUUUCAGGGCAUUAGCCAAUCAACUUAUCCACAUUCAUCGUCACAGCCGCCUCACACUGGACACAGUAUCACUGCUAAUGCGCAAAACGCCAUCCCAUAUCCGUGCUUCCCCCGAUGAUGUUGUAGGGUUGCUUUCGCUUCUCUUAAGUCAACAUCCCACCUUUCUUGUCAUCGAUGGAGUUGACGAAUGUGUCGAUUUUGAUCACUUCUUAAGAACUUUGGGUGAAAUUUGCAGCAAAACCGACACCAGGGUGAUUCUUUUCAGCAGACUCAGUGUACGACCCGAGCUAGAUCUGGGAAAUUGGGCAAUCGAUCCUUCACGUGUCGUCACGCUAGCGGAAGGGUCGAACCGUCAGGACAUAGGCCGCUUCGUCUCUGAAACACUCAAUCGAAUGGCAGACAAAGGUUUCUUCGGAAUCAGCAUGAAUCGUGACCUGAUACCUCAAGUGGCGGAGCAAUCCAACGGCGUUUUUCUCUGGGCAAGUCUGGUUGUCAAGUAUCUGCAGUCGCCCGACCUCUCCCCUGAUGAGAGAAGAGUGGUGCUUGAACAGAUCCAUCAACUUGAAGGUCUCGAGUCAAUCUACGAACACAUCCUCAAGACCCUUGAUCUACGACCCGAUCAUGAAAAACUCGCCAUAAACAACAUCCUACGCUGGCUCUCCUUGUCCAUCAAUCGCCUGUGCAUGCCCGGCUUCCAAAUAGCCACUGCUGUUGAAUACACCCCAAGCGCGACCGAUCCAAGCGUCUUAUCCACAUUCUACGAUUCAUUACCUCAACUUACAUGCGGCUUAGUCGAAGUCACCGACUGCAGCGCCGUCUUCGCGCACCGUUCCGUCAAAGAGUACCUACAAUCCCCCGCAUCCAGCACAUCCCCCUUCACCCAACACAACACCGCGGAGCCAGAAUCCCACAAACACCUCGCCGCCCGCUGCCUCUCCUUCCUCGCAAACCCAAAGCCCAACCCGCCAUCACCAAACCCUGCAACAAGUCCACCCUCCUUAUCGCCAUCCUCCCACAUUCCACCCAGCAUCUCCAGAUCCACAGACAGCGGCUACAAAUCCAGCACCCCGUCCCUCAUCUUCCCUGUACACCCCCUAUCCUCACCACCUCCAACCACCACCAACUCUCCUCCCCUCCCAUUCCACCCCUUCGACGCAAAUACCCCGUUCCUCCGCUACGCAAGUCUCUGCUGGCCUAUCCACCUCACACGCGCCCUCUCCCAACAACCCCUUCCCUCCUCUUAUUCAUCAUCUACUACACACCCAACAUCCCCCUGGCUAGCCCCGCUCUCCGCCUUCUUGACUUCCCACUCCGCAGUCACCGCGUGGGUCGAAGCCUCGUGGCGCUUCAACCUGCCACCCAACCUAUCUCGCUUGAUCCCGUUGCUGGAAGCGCUCAAGGCGGUUGUGCCGCCAGCUACUGUUGAGGGCAGGGAGCUGAGGUGGGUCGUCAAGGGGAUUAGGGAGCUUUGUGGCGCUUGUAGGGAGUUGAGGGAUGGGUUUGGGACUGCAGUUGGGAAGGAUCCGGGGUUGGUUUGGCGGUGGAGAGGGAGAUUGGGCGGGGUCGCUGGUGGAGUUGCUGUGUGA